Molecule: messenger RNA, 567 nt
Organism: Sipha flava (yellow sugarcane aphid)
Lineage: Eukaryota; Metazoa; Arthropoda; Insecta; Hemiptera; Aphididae
Product: platelet-derived growth factor subunit A-like
Exons: 4
Biological process (GO): positive regulation of protein autophosphorylation; positive regulation of cell population proliferation
Cellular component (GO): membrane
Molecular function (GO): growth factor receptor binding; growth factor activity
Source: RefSeq, a predicted model, not a curated record
UUAUCACUUCUUAUGUACCUAUUUACCCUCAGAUGAAAUACUUGUUCCAAAACCUGCAUACUACUGAAAACCAAACGGUUAGCUUAAGGGAUGAUGAUAAUCCAAAUCUAUAUUAUUCGCCACCUUGUACACGAGUUAGACGAUGUGGUGGUUGUUGUGGUAACAAUUUAGUUUCCUGUCAGCCAACCGAAGUAGAAAUACUCAAAUUCGAGGUUACUAUUCUUCAAUAUAAUGAAACAUUAACUUUUAAAGAAAAAAAAAUUAUCAGUGUAGAGCAGCAUGUGAAGUGUAAAUGUGAUUGUACAAGAGAUUGUUAAGACUCACAAGUUUAUGAUGCCAGAGAAUGUCGAUGUCUUUGUAAUAAUCUAGAAAACCAAAACAAAUGUGACGAAGAAUCAGAUACAAAAAUGUGGAACUCUGAAAUUUGUUCAUGUCAGUGUAUUGAAGAGAAGGAAUGCACAACAGGAUCCAAAUUCAAUUACAAUACAUGCAAGCAAUGUAAUUCAAUAGUUGAAUGAAGUUGACUGAGGAUUAUUGAACUCUAUAAAGAAAAAAACAUUAAAACGU